Trichomonas vaginalis G3 is the source of this 366-nucleotide messenger RNA. Its product is annotated as protein of unknown function (DUF3447). The coding region runs from base 1 to 366 and encodes 121 amino acids. The transcript has a single exon. The record is from RefSeq and is a predicted model, not a curated record. Lineage: Eukaryota; Parabasalia; Trichomonadida; Trichomonadidae.
AUGUCGAAGCAAGAUAUUCCUCCAGAAAAAUACCUUAAACUGCGAGAUCAGUACAAAUACUAUAUUGAUUCGUAUAACGCAUUAUAUCAGCUGAAAACGGAAAAUGAAGAAGACCUAAACAAGAUUUACAAAAUGAUACGAACAGAAUUGAUCGAUUCAAAGAAAUUUAUACCCCAAAAUAUUAUCAAAGAUAUUUUAAAUAUCAUUCAGUAUAAGAAUCGCUAUACAAAGUCAUAUUUAUAUCUUGCAAAACUCAUUUAUGAUGAUUAUCAUGUCAAAGAGAUCAUCAAUGUUGAUACUAUUUCAAAGUUCUUAUUUUAUAAAGAAUAUGGAAUUAGAUUAGACAAUUCAGAUGAUUUCGAAUGA